Messenger RNA from Bufo gargarizans (Asiatic toad), 726 nucleotides. RefSeq lists its product as uncharacterized. The transcript has 4 exons. The coding region runs from base 13 to 726 and encodes 237 amino acids. Lineage: Eukaryota; Metazoa; Chordata; Amphibia; Anura; Bufonidae. The record is from RefSeq and is a predicted model, not a curated record.
GAAGCAAGACCCAUGGACUUACUUCACCAAGGAGAAAAAGUAAAACAAACUAAGACCAGAUGGGCAAGCUGCCGGGACCAGUUCCGGAGGGAGGUCACCAGCAAAGGCCGGAGCGGUGAGGGCCCAUCGCGCAAACGGCCUUACAUAUAUACCCCACAGCUUCAAUUUUUAAGGCCAGUUAUGGAUUUGAGGCCUACUGUGGACAGUCUGGAAGCCUCGGAGGAAUCCGACACAGCCGGGAGUGAAACCCCUGCGGUCUUCUCCCCCGCCACAAGUCCCGCUGCAACGCCAAUUGAGGACCCUGAGGACUCGGCACAGGGCCAGGACCCACUCCCACUGGCUAGUCCACCUCGUCAUGUCCAGCCCCAGCCAAGACGGCGCCGCCAAGUCCCUCCCUCUUCCUCUGGGCCAGAGAGUCGGGAAGCAAUUGAUGCCCGAGUCAUUGAUUUUCUGGCCCAGAGGAGGAGUGAUGGCAAGGAGGAGAAAAUGUUGAGGGGACUCGGGCCGCUACUGCAGCAGGUCCCUGCGAAUGAGCAGCCAGACUGCAUGGCUUGCUUAAACAUGGUGAUCAAAAUGUUUAUUUGCCCCAACCAUGGAGACCUCAUUGGGCCAUUAAAUGCGUUGAAACUCAACAUUGAAAAUGCAGGCCAGCAGCCAAAUCCUGCGCCAUAUUCAUUCCCUCCCCAACCCACCCAAGAUUAUUUUCAUUGCCAGUGUUUUGGGUGA